ACGAUGAACGGCUGAUCGGUAAUUGAGAGAAGUAUUCAUCUAGUAGUCAAAACUUGUACUGUUUUUGACUACGAUGAACGGCUAAUCAUUCAGUGAGAGAAGUAUUUAUACCAAUAGCAUUCUGGUCGUUAACAACCAGUAACAUCAGACUGUUUCACUUCUGGCACAGUCCAAGUUAUGUAUAUGUACCUGGCCUGAAGGAAUAUUACUUGUUUCUUACAACUCAAACUAAACAAUAGCACGGAAACUUCUUCUCCACACAGUUUGUCGUUAAACAAUGGAAUUAUGACGGCCACAUGUGGAGCUGUGUAAAUCAUAUGAACUGUGUAUAGUGUAAAGUUUAUUUUGGUGAUAUACUAGUUGGACAUAUUACACUAAUAUAAGUACAGCUCGGAAUUAAACUAUGAGGUUUGAAACCAGUUUUAUGUUUAUUUGGAUGUAAUAAUGGGUGUGUGUUAUAGCAGUCAGAAUGACUAGUAAACAAACCAUGAACUACCUGUUUUAUGUCGGAGUUUUAGUACCUACCAUAAUUACCGUCAUAUUAUUCGUUGUCUUCAUGGUGUGCUUAAAACGGAUUAAAGCACGACGCGAUGUGCUAUACAAAAAACACGAUCCCCAUGGUCGUAUGAGAGAACUUGGAAUACCCUUUGUGCCACCACCUCCACCUAAAUUUGAGAAUUUACCGCCGCGUAUUCAAGUGGAUAGGGAUGGUGCCGAUAAUACUGGUUAUCAAGUUAGUCGAAGUCCCUCCACAGAAAAUGAAAGUGCUGCAAACAACCCUAAAGGUGCUCGUCCAAUGUAUAAUGCAUGUCCCGAUAGCGGCAUGUCGGGACUUAGUGAAGUGACCACGUGUAAAGACAGACCUCGAUCUCAAGCAUCACAUAGUUCUACCGAUUCGGAAGAUUCAGGAUUUCGUAGUUCGCGAUCUGGACAAUAUCUUCCUGGUGCCAAUCAAUCGCAAGAUGUUCCAUUACUCAAACCGAUCAAAUCAAAUCGUGACUCUGUGUUAAGCCAAUCUGUGAGAUUUUCAAAAUGUGAACGGACACCAACGAAGCACUUAGCCCAUGAUGAUCUCGCGAUAACACCAACUUGUACAAUAUCCAACAACAAAAAUCAAAUUAACUUAAAUGACAUACAAGUAAGCAGCCAUCUUAGUUGGCAAUAUUUACAAAAUUUAUCUAUGAGAAAUCAACCCUGUCAACAUCAAAACCAUCCCCCUCAACAACAAACUUUUACGAUGGCACAAAUCCAUCAACAAACGCCAAAAAUACAGGAACAACCUGAAAGUGACUUUGGAUAUUCUGUGGUCUGAUCCAAAACGGAAUGUUGAAACUAAUUCCCAUUGAAGACAUUCCUUGGAUUAAAUGUACUAGUCUUAAAGUGUGUGAUGAAUUCCUACAGGAGUUACUGUGAACUGUUAUCUAUUGUGAGGAAGAGUAUGUUGUAUAUUAUUACGGACCAAAGUCAUCAAACAGUACUCUUUUAACAUAUAAUGUAUGUAUAUUAUUAUUGGCUAAGAACUAACUCUCAAAGAGUAAUUUCUAUAGACGAUGUUAUCCAGUAAUAAGUAUUUGAAUUAAUGUGUAAGUGUAUAUAUUUGUUGUUAUAGUUUUUGUAUAAGAAUUAAAACCACACAGUAUAUGUAUAAAUGUCCUGUUAUUUAAAAGACCCAGUAAAAUAAUAUUAUAUAUUUUCUAAGAGAAAUUUACAUGGGGUGUACAGAUAAACACUUUACUGUAUAACAGGGUACGAUAAAAAAAAAACUUUCUGAUUGUGAUAAUCUUUCAACUACUGAAAUAAAAACAGCCAUGCACGUUACAAGAAUCCCAAAAAUAAAUAUCAGUGUUUUUGGUCAAGACGUUUACAUACGGUGUGUACAGAUACAUGCUUUACUGUAUAACCAGAUACGAAAAUUAACUAAUUGUAAUAAUCUACUGAAAUAAAAACAGCCUUGUGUUACAAAAAUACCAAAUACAAAUAUCAAGAAUGUUUUUGAUCAAGACCUUUACUCAUACGCUUAAAAGUAAAAAUAAACAUACAAGACAAAAUUAGGAGUGCACAUUAAUGCAAUUUCAUUCAUUAAACUUUACAAGAAAAGUGACUCUUUCUGAUAAUACAGUAUAAGCACGUUGAUUAUUGAAAACUGUUCAAGAUAAUUAAUGCCCAAUAACUGGAUUUGUUAAAAUGAAAAAUGAGAUAUCUAAUUGUAUCUGAAUGUCAGCAAGCGUGGAUUAAGCCAUGAGAAAUUUUAUAUUUUAGCGAAAAUGUGUAUGAUGCAUCAAGCCUUUAACACAUGAAAAAUUUUCCUGAUAAUAUUCGGAGGUAGAUUAUUUUAAACGUUUCUAAAUAAUGCCCUUGACUGCAUUUCUACUUUCACCUAAAUGUCAACCAUCAGAUUAAAAAAUAAUAAAUGUUUAUUUGAAAAUUGCUACAAGUAUAUAAUGAAGAUGAAUAUGUAUUAAAAAAAUACUUAUCUUUCACACAUUCAUUACCCAACCCUCGGGUAUAUAUAUACAGAUUGAUUAACUGUAAACUUUUACGCUACAAAUUACGGAGACAACUUAAUGAUACAAGUUCUUCAAUCAAUGGAGAAAAAAAACAUUUGAUUGAUGAAUGAAUUACACAUCGAACAAAUUUAAUGUCCAGUUCGCGGAUAAAGAAGGAAAAGACUCGCCAAGUUAAAAAAAUAUCUGAAGUUUUUGACAAUGACUGAUAUGCCAAUUUCUAUUAUAAGAUGAAAUCUUGCUGUAGUAAUCCAGCAGUUUUCCCAUCAGUUUUAGGACAAUUUAAGAUCGAACACGAAAAUGCAAUUUCCAUAUUCAAAUCAGUGGAUAGUUUGGUUUUAUUUCAGUAGUUGUAAAUAUACGGCAAUGAAUCUCGUAUAUUUGAACCUUAUGUCAAUUCUCUUCGUCUAUCUCUCUAUCACAGAAUCUUUUGUUUUUUUGUUAUUUUGUAA
Patella vulgata (common limpet) is the source of this 2956-nucleotide messenger RNA. RefSeq lists its product as uncharacterized. Lineage: Eukaryota; Metazoa; Mollusca; Gastropoda; Patellidae. The record is from RefSeq and is a predicted model, not a curated record. The transcript is spliced from 2 exons. The coding region runs from base 470 to 1312 and encodes 280 amino acids.